UAGUGUUCUGUCACUUUUUAAACUCUCACGUGGAGACAUGGCCACUGAGGAGCUAGCUAAGAAACUCCAGCGCCGGCUGAUGCUGCAGAUAUCGGCAGAGGAUGCAAACGGCGAAAUGGUCGAGAACAACAAUUAUUUAGAGAUUGGGGGAGGCACAGAAGGCCGACCGGUCAGAAGGAAUACAGACACCGAGCUCUCCGUUAUCCUGUCCAGGAGACUGGACAUCAAUGAAGGAACAAAGGAGCCCAAGCAGAAUAAAGUGUUUAAUCCUUACACCGAAUUCAAGGAGUUCACCAGGAAACAGAUCAAAGAGAUGGAGAAGAUGUUCAAGCUCUAUGACUCUGGAAAGGAUGGCUUCAUUGACUUGAUGGAACUAAAGUUGAUGAUGGAGAAACUUGGAGCUCCUCAGACUCACAUUGGCUUGAAAAAAAUGAUCAAAGAAGUAGAUGAGGAUUUUGAUGGAAAGCUGAAUUUCAGAGAGUUUCUUCUGAUCUUCCACAAGGCGGCAGCAGGCGAGUUGGAGGAAGACAGUGGGUUGAUGGCUCUCGCCAGGCUUUCAGAAAUUGAUGUCUCAACCGAGGGGGUUCAAGGUGCCAAGCAUUUCUUUGAGGCAAAGGCUCAGGCUCUGACAACUGGCAGCAGGUUUGAAGCUGAAAUCAAAGCCGAGAAUGAGCGGCGCAAGCGUAUAGAAGAGGACAGGAAGCAACGAAGAGCAGCCUUUAAAGAACUGAAGGCCGCAUUUAUGUAGAAUUUCCUGUGUUUUACCCAGCACAACUACUUGUACAGAUUUGUAAAACACAGAACUGAAUACUAACAGUUGGAUAACUAAAACUUGCACUAAAUACUGUUUCUCGGUUGCCAUUUUGUUUGAAUUUAGCCUAAAGUUCUAGACUUGUAACCUUUUAGUUGUCUAACUGAUUUGACUCCAUACAUAAAGCCUCUAAAUUGCAAAUGCAUUAUUGGCACAACAAAAGUAAUCAUUUCUGGUUUAGAGUAGUUUGCUUAACAAUUCAGAGGAUGAUCAUAAUCACUUCUGUCCCUAUUCAUACUGUUCAAAAUUAAUGGCUCAGGACUGUGCUUUUGUAGAAUUUAAUGCCUCUUAGAAAUGCUGCAUUAAAUUGUACACCAUUUGAAGUAUUUUUGAAUUUAUCUUCUGUAGUCUUAUUUUUAUAUAUAUAAGGUAUACGUAUAUAUAAUCUGUAGUUCAUUUGGGCACAAUUUUAGACCAUAGAUGCAGAACAUGACUUUUUUCAACGGUAUUCAUGAAAACUGCUUUUUAUCUUAAACAAGUAUUUAAUCCAAAGACCAAUAAUGAUUUUAACAAAUUAAUCUGCAAAACUAUAAAAGAAUAGAUGCUUAAAAUUGUGUGGAUAAUAAGUUCAAAAUGUUAAUAUUGUAUCAAUAUUGAAUUAAGUCUCUGUAACUAAACAUUUUAGCUAAGUUUUGAUAAUAGUUGUAAAUGAGUAAUGUGUUGGUCACAAAUUGUACAUUUUCUAAAUAUAUGUUGAAUUUUAAUUGUACAAAUAAGGGAAACUUUGUGAAAUAGCAGGGUAUGUGUAUUAACUUUUCAUGGCACAAAGCACCGAGAUUUAGAGUCUUGUUCAUGUUUGCCCACAGUAAUUCUCCAGCCGAUGGAGUGGUCAGAGAAUGGCCGAGUCUGAUAGGUUUGAAAAACAGGAAGGACUUUGCCAGGCAUUAGGACAACCUACUUUUUAUGAUUUUUAGAAGAUUGUUAAAAUAACUUGAAAGCUGGUUAUUUUUCUGACUGCUCUCUUAGAGAGUGAUGGGUGCUGCUUGGCUUGGCAAAUGAAGGAGAUGUGAAUAUUAAACACUGUGGCAGGGCUCAGGUCAAAAAUGCCCUAAUUUCAUUCCAUUACAAUAAAGUAUCACUUGUUUUUAACAAUAUGAUCAUCUGAUAAAUUACUGGUUGGUCUGUGUUUUGACUGUCCAGUUAAUUAUUUGCUGGAACAAAAAGAUUCAACAUUUUCUGUAGUCCUUUUUUAAACAUGAUUGUCACCUCAUGUGUAUGCUUUGUGGAGUUUCUUGGACAGGAACCAUUUUGGAGCAGAAAACAUUUAUGUUGCAAUCACUUCCCACCCUUUUGGCCAUCUAACCAAGAACAUUCUAAUGAAUAUUUUGGCUAAUAUGUGUCCCCCUAAUCAAUGUGAUGUUAGCCUAGGAUCCCAUGAGAAUUUUUCAUUUCUUAUUUGAAGAUGGACUUGUUAAUGUCUCAUAAAACUUCACCAAAAUAAAUAUAAUCCAAAAGGAAAACAUGUUGAAUGGCAUUCCUAAAUUAUGUAAAUUAUGAAUGAGUUUGGUUAUGAAUGAAAUCAUUUCAUAUCUGGCCUUGUUGCCAUUAUGUUUUCAAUAGAUGCUAUAUUGUCCAAAAGAACCUCAAAAUGUUGCAGUCUACAGACCCUGUGUUGCCUCAAUCUUACAGUCCACAAAUGGUGAACAAAAGGAAUUGUAAACCUCAAGUUUGGUUGACAUACUGAAAUGAUUUUUUUCUCCAACCAUGUGUCAAUUACUUAUUUUGUGUUAGGGAUGGAAAGUUAGUUAGUGGAAAGAAAUGAGAGGGAAAACACUGACGUUGUUUUACCAGGGUAUAUAAGGUACCAAUUUUAACAGUACACCUGAGGCUUCUAUUAGGUAGCAAGCACAAUGAUUACAGGGACCCUGAUUUAGCACUGAUAUGAAAUGACUAAAUGAUUAUAUAAGACUGGGGACACAGGGGUAUAUUUGUGAGGAAGGCAAAGGUGACUGUAGUGAUUUUAUGAUAGUAAUGUUAAAAUAUUUGAAUUCUAUAGGUGAAGUAAAACAUGCAACAUGCAAGUAUUUAACGCAAUUUACCUAAUGUUUAUAAGCAAACUUUUAAAAAUGGAUUGACUUGACGGUUUGCAUUUUAAAGGAUGAUUUCUUCCGAGCUUUGUUACAACUCUUCCUCCAUGACUCAAAUGUCUGCAAUAUUUGUCCACUUGAAUGAAUCCUGAAUUAUUGCUCUUUUGCAAUAAUAACUCUUAUGGUAAUGUGCAUCUGCUAGUCAUGUGAUAAAAUCAUGCCCCUAGCAAGCUGUGUUUUUUUUAAGAAUGUCACCAUUAAGGGUUGCUAUAACAUUUUCACAAAGCAUGGGAAGAUGGGGAUAAAUUAUUAACAGUCCAGGUCACCUGGUGGUCAGCUGAAAUUAAAUGGAAUAAAAUCAGAAAAGAUAAAGCCAGUUUUAUCUGGAUGUGAUGCAGAAAAAUGUUGUAUAUUUAAAAGCAGGAGUCUAGAAGCAGAAAUUUUAAACAUUAAAGCAUUGCUAUUAAAUAUGCUGGAAAUGUUAAUGCUUUAAUUUGGGAAUUAUUUUGGGCAGGAGCCAUCCUUUACGAAAUCUGAGUUUCACAAUUUUUUAAAUGAUAUAAUAUACCUGCUGUGUUAAUGCUAUUUAAAAUCAUAUUUUUGAAAUAAUAAAAGAUACUAAUGAUC
This is a messenger RNA of Hemiscyllium ocellatum (epaulette shark), 3465 nucleotides long. It is a transcript of the gene efhd1, whose product is annotated as EF-hand domain family, member D1. NCBI's taxonomy places the organism in Eukaryota, Metazoa, Chordata, Chondrichthyes, Orectolobiformes, Hemiscylliidae. Gene Ontology annotation, molecular function: calcium ion sensor activity. The record is from RefSeq and is a predicted model, not a curated record. Gene Ontology annotation, cellular component: mitochondrial inner membrane. The coding region runs from base 38 to 748 and encodes 236 amino acids. The transcript has 4 exons.